Messenger RNA from Terrapene triunguis (Three-toed box turtle), 2329 nucleotides. RefSeq names its product poly(ADP-ribose) polymerase family member 6 (gene PARP6). The record is from RefSeq and is a predicted model, not a curated record. Gene Ontology annotation, molecular function: NAD+ poly-ADP-ribosyltransferase activity; protein serine/threonine kinase activator activity; kinase binding. Lineage: Eukaryota; Metazoa; Chordata; Testudines; Emydidae. Gene Ontology annotation, biological process: endoplasmic reticulum unfolded protein response. Bases 34 to 1869 code for a protein of 611 amino acids. The transcript is spliced from 22 exons. Gene Ontology annotation, cellular component: intracellular anatomical structure; endoplasmic reticulum tubular network; membrane.
CUGACAGAGGAGUGCCCGGGAACCACGAAGCAAAUGGACAUCAAAGGCCAGUACUGGACUGACGAUGAUUCGGAUGGAGACAAUGAGUCGGAGGAAUUCCUCUAUGGAGUCCAGGGGACCUGCGCAGCGGAUCUGUACCGACACCCGCAGCUGGAUGCCGACAUUGAGUCGGUGAAGGAGAUCUACAGCGAGAACUCUGUGUCCGUCAGAGAAUAUGGGACCAUUGACGACGUGGACAUCGACCUCCACGUCAAUAUCAGCUUCCUGGAUGAGGAGGUGUCGACAGCCUGGAAGGUCCUACGGACCGAACCCAUUGUCCUGAGGCUGCGGUUCUCCCUCUCUCAGUACCUGGAUGGACCCGAGCCAUCGAUCGAGGUUUUCCAGCCAUCUAAUAAGGAGGGGUUUGGCUUGGGUCUUCAGCUGAAAAAGAUCCUGGGAAUGUUCACGUCCCAGCAAUGGAAACACCUCAGCAAUGAUUUCCUGAAGACCCAGCAGGAGAAGCGGCACAGCUGGUUCAAGUCAAGUGGCACCAUCAAGAAAUUCCGAGCAGGCCUCAGCAUCUUCUCUCCCAUCCCCAAGUCUCCCAGCUUCCCCAUCAUCCAGGACUCCAUGCUGAAGGGCAAACUGGGGGUGCCAGAGCUCCGCGUCAAUCGCCUUAUGAACCGUUCCAUCUCCUGCACCAUGAAGAACCCCAAGGUGGAGGUGUUCGGCUACCCCCCCAGCACCCAGGUCGGCGGCCAUUGCAAGAACAUCCCCACACUGGAGUACGGAUUUCUUGUCCAGAUAAUGAAGUAUGCGGAGCAGCGGAUCCCCACCCUGAACGAGUACUGCGUAGUGUGCGACGAGCAGCACGUCUUCCAGAACGGAUCCAUGCUCAAGCCGGCUGUGUGCACGCGGGAGCUGUGCGUCUUCUCCUUCUAUACCCUGGGGGUGAUGUCUGGCGCGGCGGAGGAGGUGGCCACGGGAGCAGAGGUGGUGGACCUGCUUGUGGCCAUGUGCCGGGCUGCCCUGGAGUCCCCGCGCAAGAGCAUCAUCUUCGAGCCGUAUCCCUCCGUGGUGGACCCCAGCGAUCCCAAAACACUUGCCUUUAACCCCAAGAAGAAGAACUAUGAGCGUCUGCAGAAGGCCCUGGACAGCGUGAUGUCAAUCCGGGAAAUGACCCAGGGCUCGUAUCUGGAAAUCAAGAAGCAGAUGGACAAGCUGGACCCUCUGGCACACCCUCUCCUGCAAUGGAUAAUCUCCAGUAACAGAUCUCACAUUGUCAAGCUGCCUCUCAGCAGGCAGCUGAAAUUCAUGCACACCUCACACCAGUUCCUCCUGCUGAGCAGCCCCCCAGCCAAGGAAGCCCGGUUCCGCACAGCCAAGAAACUCUACGGGAGCACCUUCGCUUUUCAUGGAUCUCACAUUGAGAACUGGCAUUCCAUCCUACGCAACGGGCUGGUCAAUGCGUCCUACACCAAACUGCAGCUGCAUGGAGCAGCCUAUGGCAAAGGCAUCUAUCUGAGCCCCAUCUCCAGUAUUUCCUUUGGAUACUCAGGGAUGGGGAAAGGACAACACAGGAUGCCCUCAAAGGAUGAGCUCGUCCAGAGAUAUAACCGAAUGAACACGAUCCCUCAGACUCGAUCCAUCCAGUCCCGGUUCCUACAGAGUCGGAAUCUAAACUGUAUAGCACUUUGUGAAGUGAUCACCUCGAAGGAUCUCCAGAAGCAUGGGAACAUCUGGGUGUGCCCGGUCUCGGACCAUGUCUGCACCCGUUUCUUCUUUGUGUAUGAAGACGGACAAGUAGGAGACGCCAAUAUAAACACUCAGGACCCCAAGAUCCAGAAGGAAAUCAUGCGUGUGAUCGGAACUCAGGUCUACACAAACUGAGGGGCACCUGUGGAGCCCACACUUUUCACGCAGGGAGCCGGCGAGCCGCUUCCCCUGGUGCAGGCAGAGAGGAGCCGGGUGUCCGAGGCUGCCAAAAGGAGCAAUGAAAACACUGGCUUCAUGAAGGAAACAGACAAGCGUGGGGGUGGGGUGAGGGCCUCAGCAUCCUCCUUGGAGCAGGACUCUGCCGCUUCAGCCAGCACCACAUCUGGAGGGCAAUGGCUCCGGUGCCACAUCUGGGAAGUGGAGGUGCGACUGUGAGUCAGGUUUCCCAGCUGGCUCCCUGCUGCCUGUGCAUAGAUGUAUAGCAGAGAACGCGGCCAGGGCGGGCUUGUUGAUAUUUUCCCAUUCCCCCCCGCCCUGAUCACCCUGUAUCCCAGCACUGACCAGGAGCCAUGGGCACGUCCUGCCUCAUGUGCCUGCCCUUGGACCUGGGCGUUGCCCCUGGGCACAUGGCCGU